This is a messenger RNA of Oryctolagus cuniculus (rabbit), 1503 nucleotides long. It is a transcript of the gene GDF5, whose product is annotated as growth differentiation factor 5. The record is from RefSeq and is marked inferred. Gene Ontology annotation, cellular component: extracellular region. NCBI's taxonomy places the organism in Eukaryota, Metazoa, Chordata, Mammalia, Lagomorpha, Leporidae. Gene Ontology annotation, molecular function: cytokine activity; growth factor activity.
AUGAGACUCCCCACACUCCUCACUCUCUUGCUUUGGCACCUGGCUUGGCUGGACCUGGAAUUCGUCUGCUCUGUGUUGGGUGCCCCUGACUUGGGCCAGAGACCCCCGGGGCCCAGGCCAGUGUUGGCCAAAGCGGAGGCCAAGGAGAGGCCCGCGGUGGCCCGGAGCAUCUUCAGGCCCGGGGGUCACAGCUAUGGUGGGGGGGCCACCAAUGCCAGGGCCAAGGGAGGCACCGGGCAGACGGGAGGCCUGACCCAGCCCAAGAAGGAUGAACCCAAAAAGCUGCUGCCCCCCAGAACGGGUGGCCCUGAACCCAAGCCAGGACACCCUCCCCAGACCAGGCAGACUGCAGCACGAACUGUGACCCCAAAAGGACAGCUUCCCGGGGGGAAGGCACCCCCAAAGGCAGGAUCUGUCCCCAGCUCCUUCCUGCUGAAGAAGGCCAGGGAGCCCGGGCCCCCUCGAGAGCCCAAGGAACCGUUCCGCCCGCCCCCCAUCACACCCCACGAGUACAUGCUCUCGCUGUACAGGACGCUGUCCGAUGCUGACAGAAAGGGAGGCAACAGCAGCGUGAAGUUGGAGGCUGGCCUGGCCAACACCAUCACCAGCUUUAUUGACAAAGGGCAAGAUGACCGAGGGCCUGUGGUCAGGAAGCAGAGGUACGUGUUUGACAUUAGUGCCCUGGAGAAGGACGGGCUGCUGGGGGCUGAGCUGCGGAUCUUGCGGAAGAGGCCCUCAGACACAGCCAAGCCAGUGGCCCCCGGCAGCGGGCGGGCUGCCCAGCUGAAGCUGUCCAGCUGCCCCAGCGGUCGGCAGCCGGCAGCCUUGCUGGAUGUGCGCUCCGUGCCAGGCCUGGACGGCUCUGGCUGGGAGGUGUUCGACAUCUGGAAGCUCUUCCGAAACUUUAAGAACUCGGCCCAGCUAUGCCUGGAGCUGGAGGCCUGGGAACGGGGCCGGGCCGUGGACCUCCGUGGCCUGGGCUUUGAUCGGACUGCCCGGCAGGUCCAUGAGAAGGCUCUGUUCCUAGUGUUCGGCCGCACCAAGAAACGGGACCUGUUCUUUAAUGAGAUCAAGGCCCGCUCCGGCCAGGAUGAUAAGACCGUGUAUGAGUACCUCUUCAGCCAGCGUCGGAAACGGCGGGCACCCCUGGCCACUCGCCAGGGCAAGCGACCCAGCAAGAACCUCAAGGCCCGCUGCAGUCGGAAGGCACUGCACGUCAACUUCAAGGACAUGGGCUGGGACGACUGGAUCAUCGCACCCCUUGAGUAUGAGGCCUUCCACUGUGAGGGGCUGUGCGAGUUCCCCUUGCGCUCCCACCUGGAGCCCACGAACCAUGCGGUCAUCCAGACCCUGAUGAACUCCAUGGACCCAGAGUCCACACCCCCCACCUGCUGUGUGCCCACGCGGCUCAGUCCCAUCAGCAUCCUCUUCAUUGACUCUGCCAACAACGUGGUGUAUAAGCAGUAUGAGGACAUGGUCGUGGAGUCCUGUGGCUGCAGGUAG